AUGGCUUUCCUCUCAUCGGCUCCAUAUGUCAUUCUUCCUUCUUUCAACCAAGAAACAGAUUAUGAAGACAACAACGUUCAUCGUAACAUUCUCGUUCUCUUCCACGGCAAAUUCUAUACUUGGAACACUAUCUUCAAGUCUUAUGAAGGUGCUUGGUGUAUAGGUUCUUCAAACAAUUUCUUGAUAUUUCUUGACAACAAAGGUUGUCCUUUUCUUCUAAAUCCAUCUUCCAACACUUUUAUUCAUGUUCCACCUUUUACCAGAUCAUUCAUCAAACAUGCAAAUGUCCCCUCUUAUUCUUAUUAUGUCCAAUCUCUUCGCAAAACCUUUGUAUCCAAAGCAGUGUUGAUGUCUUCUCCAUCUCCUUCACAAUACACUCUUGCUAUCAUGUAUGAUAGCCCAUGCAGAAUUGCUUUUUGCAAUAACCAUAAUGCUUCGUGGGUUGAGCUCUCUGAUGCGAAACGAUUAUAUUCUGAUAUUGUGUUUGAUAAUAACAUUCUUUAUGCUUUGGAUGAAGAUGGAUCAAUUGAAGGAUGGGAUUUUCUUCAUCAGAAGUUCCCAAAAAAGGUUUUGGAAAUUAAUUAUCCAACCAUGAUUUUAGAUAAGGAAGAACAGGUAAAAUUUUCAACUGAUAAAUUUUCAACUAAACUUUAUUUGGUGAUGUCCAAAAGAGAUUUCUUGUUGAUAGAAAGAUUUAUUGGUAACUUCGUUAAUGCUAAUGGUGAAGUAGUUUAUGAAGGAAGUUGUUUAUCAGAUCAAGUUGAAAUUUGUCCUUAUAGAACAAAACAUUUUAAUGUUUACAAACUUAACUUGGUGAAGAGAAAGUGGGAAAAGAUGAAUUCUUUAGAAGGUCAAGUUGUGUUUGUGGGUGCUAAUGAGUCAAAGUUAGUAGAUUCCUCAAAAUGUGAUAACAAAGAAAAUUUAAUUUACUUUAGUGAUGAUAGAUGGGAAGAGAUGAAUUUAGAUUAUUCAUACGGUGGACAUGAUUGGGGUGUUUUCAAUCUUCAAGAUUCAAGCAUCAGACUCUUAACUCCUGAUAUAAAUAAGAUGGAUCCACCACCUAUUUGGAUGGUUCCAUACUCCAAUUAA
Molecule: messenger RNA, 1089 nt
Organism: Vicia villosa (hairy vetch)
Lineage: Eukaryota; Viridiplantae; Streptophyta; Magnoliopsida; Fabales; Fabaceae
Product: putative F-box protein At5g55150
Exons: 1
Coding region: 1-1089 (362 amino acids)
Source: RefSeq, a predicted model, not a curated record